Messenger RNA from Populus trichocarpa (black cottonwood), 1384 nucleotides. Its product is annotated as acyl-CoA--sterol O-acyltransferase 1. Lineage: Eukaryota; Viridiplantae; Streptophyta; Magnoliopsida; Malpighiales; Salicaceae. Gene Ontology annotation, biological process: lipid metabolic process. The transcript has a single exon. The coding region runs from base 130 to 1188 and encodes 352 amino acids. The record is from RefSeq and is a predicted model, not a curated record.
UAAGACAGCACAAUUCUAUUGUCAAAUAUUUUAUUUAUAUUCAAAUAUACAAAAGGAUGGUGUAUAAAUCAUAAAUGAUCACCGAUCGAGAACAAAGAAAGAGAUCAUAGAUAACAUAUUAGAGGCAAAAUGGAGAAUGAAAUCUGCAACUUGAUAAAGGUAUGGUUCUCAGUCUUUGCUUCUGUAUGCUAUUGCUAUGCUAUUGGGAAGGUAGUUCCGAAAGGAACUCGAAGACUUAUCUUUUUGCUCCCAAUCGUUUGCCUCUUUCUUUACCUUCCUCUUCAUCUAUUCGCCAUUCAUUUCAGAGGCCCCACAGCUUUUUUCAUUGCCUGGCUUGCAAAUUUCAAGCUUCUACUCUUUGCUUUCGGCAAAGGCCCUUUGUCUUCAGAUAAUCCAUCCAUCUCUCUGCCACAUUUUGUGGCUGUAGCUUGUCUACCCAUCAAGAUCCAACACAACGUUAAUGACUCAUCUCCAAAAUCACAUAUACAUUCCCAGAAGCUUGAAGAUGGUAAGAGAUCAUCUCCAAAUUAUGGGGUCAAGACUUUGCUUUUGGCUAUAUUGGUGAAUGUUCAUAAUUAUAGUGACUAUAUCCAUCCGAAGGUCGUUUCCUUGCUUUAUAUCAUGUACUUGUAUAUCCAACUUGAAUUAUUACUAGCCAUAGCAGCAACCAUGGCUAAAGUGUUGUUAGGACAAGAGUUAGAGCCACAGUUCAAUGAGCCCUACCUCUCCACUUCAUUACAAGACUUCUGGGGUAGAAGAUGGAACCUCAUGGUUUCAAGUAUCCUUCGACUUGCCGUUUAUGAGCCCACCGGCAACAUAGCCUCUGGUCUUGUGGGCAGAAAAUGGGCUCGAAUUCCAGCAGUCAUGGGGACAUUUUUUGUCUCGGGUAUCAUGCACGAGCUCAUGUUCUUUUACCUAGGGCGUGACAAGCUCACAAUGGAGUUGACUUGCUUCUUUCUCCUCCAUGGACUGUGUCUAAUAGUUGAGGGUGUUUUGAAGAAGCGUUUUGGCGGCAGGUGGAAGUUGCCGACGGUGAUUUCUGGGCUGCUGACUACUGGGUUCGUGAUGUUGACGGGGUAUUGGUUGUUUUUACCGUCAAUGUAUAGCUGCAAGGUUUUUGAAAAGGCAUCUGCUGAGUAUGCCCAGUUAGUCACAUUCAUAGAAAAUACAAUUAUUCAUCGUCAUUAGAAUUUGUUUGGUUCAUAUAAUAUUGUUUUUAGGUUUUGCUUUGGAUUAGAAAAUUAAUCAUUGGCACAUGCAGGCUGGUACUUCAAGGUUUGGAAGUUUUUUAUUUUAUUUUAUUUAGAUUAAAGAAAUAAUGGGCCAUCUACAGUGGCGGAGCCAGAGUUUUUAAGAUGAGGGGGCAAAUUAAUAACAAAUACUA